Messenger RNA from Phaeodactylum tricornutum CCAP 1055/1, 1307 nucleotides. RefSeq lists its product with no specific name. The transcript is spliced from 2 exons. Lineage: Eukaryota; Bacillariophyta; Bacillariophyceae; Surirellales; Neidiaceae. The coding region runs from base 153 to 1223 and encodes 356 amino acids. The record is from RefSeq and is a predicted model, not a curated record.
CAAUGCAAUUGAGGGUUGACGAACGAAAUGGACUGGCUGUGAAAAUGCAGCCCAGGAAUACUUCGUGAAAUUAAUCUUUUGACUGUGAAUCCGUCGCGUGGCGACUAUUACCGUGCGUUAAGCCCGACGUUACCAGCAUCCUUACAUAUCUGAUGUCGCGGAAAAUAGUGUAUAUGAACAAUGCUGGUCAGGCGCAACUGGACCAGUCCGUGGUUGCCGCGGGUAUCGCUUGCGUUCAGAAGCCAGCGUGGGAAAUGGAUGCGGAAGAAGAUGCCAAAAUAGUUCGCACACUUUUUGCACAAAUGAUACACGCAAGCCCGACGAACAUUGCAAUCAUGCCGAGUACCGCAUUUGCCAUCACUCUAGCGGCUCACAAUCUGAAAUUUCAACUGGAAGGCCAAAAGGGGCGGAUUCUGGUACUUCAAGAUCAAAUGUGCUCGGCGGUUUACCCCUGGGAGCAUCUGUGCAGUCGAUCAGGAGGAUACCUAGAAUUAGAUAUCGUGUCAUAUCCAAGUGCAAGUACUACAUGGACCGAAAAAGUGAUUACGCAUUUAAAAAACGGCCAAGACAAAAUCUUGGUUGCUUGUUUGCCUCCGCUGCAUUGGGCUGACGGCGCGCUUCUAGAUCUUGUUGAGAUCAGUAAAAUUUGUAGAGAUAUUGGUGCUUUUUUGGUUGUGGAUGCCACGCAGGCUGUGGGGGUAUAUCCUUGCGAUAUCAGUUUGUUUAGCCCAGCAUUGUUAGCAUGCAGCGUUCAUAAAUGGCUACGUGGACCUUCGGGAGCUUCACUUGUUUACAUCGACCCUAAACUACAAAAUACAUGGGAACCUCUUGACCAACACGGCCGGUCUCGAAAAGUGGCCGGAAUGGCAAUUUGGAAUGCCGCCAAGGAUGGAAUGGGCCCUCAAGGCUACCCCCAAGAGUUCGUGACAGAUGCUCGCAGAUUUGAUAGUGGCGGAAAACCAAGUCCUUUUCUUUUACCGAUGCUGCGGAAGUCCAUGCUAAAAGUAAUUGAGGUUGACAUUGAAAAAAUCCAAUCACUGCUAAAGGAUCGGAUGAUGCCGUUGCUCGAUUGGGCUGACAAACACGAACUUUGGACACCCAGUGUGCAUGCUUACCAUCUAAUUGGCAUUCGGGCGAACACGAUGUACAUAUUGCUGUCCGAUGCGGGGCGUUUCGGAUUUCCCCGUAUCUCGACACCACCGAGGAAAACGUACAAAAACUGAUUGAAGCAUUAAGCGCAACCGUUCUACUUUAAUUGCGACCCCCAAUUAACGUUUUGCGAAAACUAACGAAACAUGUUGACAAGG